Molecule: messenger RNA, 306 nt
Organism: Rotaria sp. Silwood2
Lineage: Eukaryota; Metazoa; Rotifera; Eurotatoria; Philodinida; Philodinidae
Source: the annotation of a GenBank genome assembly
AUGAUGAUUACUCAUAAUGAUUUCAAACAAUACAAAAGAGGUACACGUAUUUUAACUAAAACAUUUUCAUCGACAUCAAAGCAAAAAGAUAUAGCAUUAGGAUUCCUUCGCUACAACAGUGAUACAGAUGAUCCCUUAAGUACAAUAUGUAUGUAUGAAAUAUGUAAUGAAAGAACAGCAUUAGAUAUUGAACAUAUAUCACUAUUUCAAGAUGAAAAAGAAGUAUUGGUUCUACCAUAUUCUUCAUUUAAAAUAAUUGAUAUUAAACAACAUGAAAACGGUUCACCCAAAGUUGAAAAAAACUAA